This is a messenger RNA of Emys orbicularis (European pond turtle), 1105 nucleotides long. Its product is annotated as elongation factor 1-delta-like. The coding region runs from base 74 to 1045 and encodes 323 amino acids. Gene Ontology annotation, cellular component: cytosol; eukaryotic translation elongation factor 1 complex. The record is from RefSeq and is a predicted model, not a curated record. Gene Ontology annotation, molecular function: translation elongation factor activity; guanyl-nucleotide exchange factor activity. Lineage: Eukaryota; Metazoa; Chordata; Testudines; Emydidae. The transcript has 9 exons. Gene Ontology annotation, biological process: translational elongation.
AAUCCCCCGCGCGGCCAGCGGGGCUUCCUUUCUGCUGACUGAGGCCGAGUAGAGCUGCGCGCCCGCCGCAAAAAUGGCAGCUGAUUUUCUUAUGCAUGAGAAGAUCUGGUUUGAUAAAUUCAAGUAUGACGAUGCUGAGAAGAGAUACUAUGAACAGAUGAAUGGGCCAGUUGCCAGUCCUUCAUGCCAACAGGAGAACGGAGCCAGCACGAUCCUACGCGACAUUGCCAGAGCCAGGGAGAAUAUCCAGAAAUCGCUGGCCGGACGCAAGACCAUUCUGGAUAGCCCCCAAGAAGCCCUACCUGCCCAAUCCAAGAGAAAGUCAGGUCGCCUGACUAGUGCAAGCACGACCUCUUCUGCUGGGCCUGGUGGUGACCAAAAUGAGCUCGUCACCAGAAUAGCUAACCUGGAGGUGGAGAACCAAAAUCUCCACAGUGUUGUUGCAGAUCUUCAGCUGGCCAUCUCCAAGCUGGAAACUCGCCUGAACACACUAGAAAAAUCCUCCACCUCUCACCACCCCUCAGCAACGCCGCCAACCCAGCAUGUCACCCCAAUGAAGAAGGUGGAAUCACCUGCUGCUCCCCCAAAGAAAGUGGAACUCCCUUCUGCUCCACCUGCAAAGAAAGUAGGACCAUCUGAGGCUGACGACGAAGAUGAGGAUGACGACAUUGACCUAUUUGGCAGUGGGGAUGAAGAGGAAGACCAGGAGGCUGCCAAAGUUCGGGAAGAGCGACUACGCCAGUAUGCGGAGAAGAAGUCUAAAAAGCCUGGCCUCGUUGCCAAGUCUUCCAUCCUUCUGGAUGUCAAGCCUUGGGACGAUGAAACUGACAUGGCAAAGAUGGAGGAGUGCGUCCGGUCCAUUCAGAUGGAUGGCCUGGUUUGGGGAGCCUCCAAGUUGGUUCCAGUGGGCUAUGGUAUUAAGAAGCUCCAGAUCCAGUGCGUAGUGGAGGAUGACAAGAUUGGAACAGACAUACUGGAGGAGGAGAUCACCAAGUUUGAAGACUACGUGCAGAGUGUUGACAUAGCGGCUUUCAACAAGAUCUAAGAGCUAACGUUUAUCCUUUCUGGAACUGUAACUAAUAAAAAGGUCAAGAUUUUGAGUGCA